Mangifera indica (mango) is the source of this 1056-nucleotide messenger RNA. Its product is annotated as probable peroxygenase 4. Gene Ontology annotation, molecular function: monooxygenase activity; calcium ion binding. The coding region runs from base 229 to 837 and encodes 202 amino acids. The record is from RefSeq and is a predicted model, not a curated record. The transcript has 7 exons. Lineage: Eukaryota; Viridiplantae; Streptophyta; Magnoliopsida; Sapindales; Anacardiaceae.
AAUGGGGCAAAAUCUCUAUGGCCGUAGCCUGUAGAUUGUUUAGGUCUACGUUGAGUGAUUGCUUGACGGUACAAUUAUCCCUUUCUUCUACUUUAUAUAUACCUGUCUCAUUCGCCUCUCACCUCUCUCUGUAUCGAAUAAAUUUCAACUAUAAGCGCAACAGCAGCAGCUUCCCCAUAUAUUUAACUUCUCGAUCGCUCUCUGAGUUUCUGCGCUUUCUCCUUCUUCAUGGCUUCUUCUGCUUUGUCAUCAAAAACUGUACAAGAGAAAGUAGAAAUAUUUGUUCCAGAUGAACAUGAUGUUCUGCAGAGGCACGUUGCUUUCUUUGAUCGGAAUCAUGACGGGCUUGUUUAUCCUUGGGAAACCUUUCAAGGUUUCAGAGCAAUCGGUGCCGGCUACUUGCUGUCGACGGCCAGUGCCUUUCUGAUCAACAUAGCACUCAGUUCGAAAACUCGCCAGGGAAAAUUUCCUAAUCUUCUAUUCCCAAUUGAGGUUAAAAAUAUCCACAAAGCCAAACAUGGCAGUGACUCCGGAGUAUAUGAUUCUAACGGAAGGUUUGUUCCUUUGAAAUUUGAAGAAAUUUUCCGCAAGCAUGCACGAACGCACCAUAAUGCUUUAACAUCAGAUGAGUUAAUGGCAAUGCUCAAGGCCAAUAGAGAACCUAAGGAUUAUAAAGGAUGGGUUGCAAGUUACACAGAAUGGAAGGUGUUGUACGAUUUAUGUAGAGAUAAACAUGGAUUGUUGCAUAAAGAUACAAUAAGAGCUGUUUAUGAUGGAAGCCUAUUUGAACGAUUAGAGAAGGAGAGACAAUCUACCUCAAAGAAAGCUGAUGUGUAAAAGAAUAGCAUUGGUUUAUUGAAUCAUUCGGGCAGGGUGCCGAGUCCAAUGGGUAGUCCGGAUUCGAGAUUUGAUGAUUUGCUUAAAGUAAAAUGAAUUUUAUUAUUAUUAUUUUUUUGUAAUAUUCUUUGGUGUGAUGUAAUUACUUUGAAGCUUGUAUUAUGUAAAACGUCUUAAUUUGUGUUAUAAUAUAUAGCUUUCGUAGAAAUUUUAGUUUCA